This is a messenger RNA of Oppiella nova, 3798 nucleotides long. The record is from the annotation of a GenBank genome assembly. Lineage: Eukaryota; Metazoa; Arthropoda; Arachnida; Sarcoptiformes; Oppiidae.
CAGGAAGUGAUAGAGAGAGUGACUCUGAGCGACGCCUUAAGUAACGUCGAUGUCUUGGAUGAGUUGGAACUGCCCGACAGUCAGCCCUGUAUUGCCGGCGAGAACUGGUCGGUCGUAUAUCACGUGAACUUUGACACCAACUUCGAGGACAGGAAUGCGUUUGUGUGUGGAGUCGCCAAAUACAUAGAGGAGGCGACCGUUCAGUGCCAUCUCAACGUCAUGUUAGACGAGGGUGAAUCUCACGCCGUAAUGCUGUAUACGUGGAGGUGUUGUUCCCGAGCCAUACCUCAGCCAAAGUCUAACGAACAGCCAAACCGAGUGGAGAUCUACGAGAAGACAGUGGAGGUGUUGGGCCCCGAAGUGGACAAACUGUUGGCUUUCAUGUACUUCCAGCGCAACGCCAUCGACAGGUUCUGCAGCGAAGUGCGCCGUCUGUGCCACACAUCCAACGCCGGACUGUCGGCCGACGGCUCCCAGAAGAAGACAAACGCCACGUUUGUCUCCGAAGCAUAUCUCCUGACAUUAGGCAAAUUCAUAAACAUGUUCGCCGUCUUGGAUGAGCUCAAGAACAUGAAGUCUUCCGUGAAGAACGAUUACGCCACGUAUCGAAGGGCCGCGCAGUUCCUGAAGGUGUUGUCCGACUCGCAGAGUCUUCAGGAGUCGCAGAACCUGUCGAUGUUUCUGGCGAUGCAGAACAAGAUCAGGGAUUCGCUGAAGGAGUCGCUCGAGAAGAUCAAUGGCUACGAGGAGUUGUUCUGCGAUAUCGUCAGUCUCUUCACCACUAUGUAUGAGAACAAGUUAUAUGUGUUGCCACAGGAGAAGCAUAUGUUAGUCAAAGUGAUCGGAUUCGCGCUGUUCCUCAUGGACAGCAAGUCGUGUAAUAUCAACAAAUUGGACGCCAAGAAGCGGAUCAGUUUGGCGCGAAUUGACCGCAUAUUCAAGUCACUGGAAAUGGUGCCACUGUUUGGUGACAUGCAAAUCGCGCCCUUCCAGACGUACAUCAAGAAGUCACCCCAUUAUGAUCCCACCAAAUGGCCGAUGAGUGCCAACACGACCACCAAUUCCCCGCAGGCAGACAUCCUGCAGUACGUGCCCGCCAUCCGCGACGAGUACGUGUCCUUCAUAUCAGAGCUGUCCCGGCAUUCAAACGAAGUGACGACUACUAUAAAGGAAACGCCGAGAACUGACGCCGAGAACAAACAGUUACUACAACUCGCGCUCAAAGGUAUUCAACUGUUGGCCGAUUGGACGACACACGUGACUGAGCUCUACUCGUGGAAACUGAUGCACCCGACGGAUCACCACCAGAACAAACAGUGUCCGAUGGAAGCCGAGGAGUACGAGAGGGCCACCCGUUAUAACUAUAACGACGAGGAGAAGACGGCGCUCAUCGAAAUCAUAGCUAUGGUUAAGGGAUUACAAGUGCUUAUGAACCGAAUGGAAACAGUAUUCACAGAUGCCAUCAGACGAGCCAUUUAUGCGGAACUCCAAGACUUCGUACAAAUCACGUUAAGGGAACCGCUGCGGAAAGCCGUCAAAAAUAAGAAAGACGUCGUGCGCACUAUGAUAUCGUCGGUCAGGGAUACGUGCGCUGACUAUAUGAAGGGCUUUGAGGACCCGCUCUCUAAAAGUUCAAAGUCGACGCUAUCGUCAGCGUCGGACGUGGAGGUAAAGGUGCCGCGAAGGAAUGUGGGCCCCUCCUCCACACAGCUAUAUAUGGUUCGGACACAAUUGGAAUCAUUAAUCAGUGAUAAAGCACUGUCUGGUCGACGAACACUUCGCAAAGACAUUGACGGCCAUUACUUACUGGCCAUCGAUCAGUUCCAUAAGAACUCAUUCUAUUGGACAUAUCUAUUGAACUUCAGCCAAACACUGCGCGAAUGCUGUGACUUAUCUCAGCUGUGGUACCGGGAGUUCUAUCUGGAGAUGACAAUGGGAAAGAGAAUUCAGUUCCCAAUUGAGAUGUCGUUGCCAUGGAUUCUAACGGAUCAGAUUCUUAAGACAAAGGAUCCCUCGCUGAUGGAACAAACCAUUAGAGCGCCGGAACCGCUCAAACAAGCGGUGACAACACCGCUGAACGCGUGUCACGGCAUGUGUUCCAACUCAUCCAAGACAUCGACGUUACUUAAGGCGUCGCUCAGAGUCACUCUCUCUAUCACUUCCUGUUGUGCAGACAUUUUGGUUGGUCUGGUGGCGAACGACAGACCACCCGUUGCUAUGAUGUCAUCAACGAAACACAACUUUCAAUGUUUUGAUCCCGAAGUGAUGUCCAGCGAGCAGUCCUACGACGACGUGUCGCACCCUUUUCCGCCCAAAUCCGGUCAACACAUGAAUGGCUACACUCUGGAAGAGCUGCUGAAGUCGUCGCACAACUGCUGGGUCUUCGUGUGUCACCUCACGAGUGACACAUCGCAGCGGUUUGUGACGAAGAUUGCUGUGAAGACGGAGUACAAGAAGUUGUUAAAUGAGAUCCACUGCUACAAAGUGCUGGACGGAGGGAAAGGCAUUCCUCGACUUCAUUAUCACAAACAAUGGUCAGUGGAGUCGGAUGUGGGGGAGUAUACAGAAGUGGCGAUGAUUGUGAUCGACCAGUUGGACAAUGUCUUCAAUAAGACAUCCAAAGUGAAGGCAAAGUGUACUCUACCGGCGGAACAACUCAUUCUUAUGGCUGUGCAACAGAUAUCACUGUUGGAGUACAUCCACAGCAAAGGACUAACCCAUAGAGGGGUUAAACCCGACAACUUCGUGCUGUCUGAGGACAGGACCACUGUAUAUAUCAUUGAUUUCAAUAAAUCCAGACCUUAUUUGGACUCUAAUGGCAAUCAUAAGCCGUACCGCAGAGUCGAGUCCAAGAGACCCAGAGGUCUACCGUUCUUCCAUUCAGUCAAUUACCACAAUGGCGUCCGACGCUCAAGACGUGAUGAUAUGGAGUCACUGCUCUACUGUUGGGUCUAUUUAUUCCACGGAACCCUUCCAUGGAGUGAUGUCAAGAGGUAUGAAAAUCAAUUCAAGACUUAUGUGAAGAAUAUUGGGAAACGAGUCAAUGAGACGUCCUAUGAGCAGAUUUGUGCCGAGUUGGACCGAAAGUAUAAUCCAAACACGAAAUUAAGAAAAUUAAAAGAAACUGAUCCCGACUUGGAGCAGGAUCUCAAAGGAAAGGUAUGUAUAAUAACGGGCGGAAGUCGUGGCAUCGGUGCCGAAGUGGUCAAAGUGUUGCUGAAAAAGGACUGUCAUGUCAUCACUGGCUCGUCGUCCAAAAGCGAGUCCGAGCGCCAGAAACGACACGAUCUACUGGUGGCUGACAUACCCNUCUCAAAGGAAAGCGAGUCCGAGCGCCAGAAACGACACGAUCUACUGGUGGCUGACAUACCCUCUGACAAAGGAAAGCUCGAUAUCUGGCACCUGGAUCUCAAUUCUCUGGAUUCUGUGACCCAUUUCGCAAAACGAUUUAAAGAGACAGGACUUGCACUCAACUAUUUUAUAGCCAACGCCGGGGUUAUGUUGGAGUCAAACCAGCGGAGAUCGCUUACGGAUGACUUGGAGGAGCAUUUGGUCGUCAACUACUUGAGCCACUGUUUGCUUAUCGACCAUUUCUUGGACAAUAUGCGCGAAUCGGGAAAACAGUCUAAACACGAAUCGCGUAUAGUAUUGGUGUCAUCCAUAGCUCAUAGGAUGGCAAACAUUAGAUUGAAAGACAUAAAUCUGAAGAGUAAAUUAUUGCCGCCAUACUUUGCUUACGGACGGUCCAAAUUGGCUCUAAUCAUGUUUGCUAACCGUAUGGCCCGUUGGUUUAUGUGA